GUUGUUCUCACAGAUCAAUCGAAUUUCAAAUUUCUUCAAAUUAGAAUCAAUUGAGAAGCAGUACUAGUAAAAUGGACGACGACCGCAAUCCAUCGCCGCACCGCCGCGCCGGAGCGAAGUCGUGCGCGGCGCUGGCGAUCGGAGACUGCGUGGCGCUGUGCUGCUGCCCGUGCGCGGUGGUCAACUGCUUCGUGCUGGCAUUCGUGAAGCUGCCGUGGGCGGUGGCGCGCCGCCGCCUGCGGAGGAGCCGGCGGCGGGUGGAGGUGGAGGAGGAGAGGAAGUGCGAGCUUGAAAUCGUGGUCGCCGGAGAGGGAGUAAGCGCGGAGGAGUUGUGGAUUGAGCUGGCCGAGAUUGGCCACUUGGGUUUUGGGAGGAUUUCUUCUGCUGGAAUUAAUUACUACAAAAAGGGCAAUUGAGUGAACUCGUAUCUGAAAUCUUUGGGUUCAAGCGUUGCCAACUCUACCACAAGACCAUCAGAGACGAACAAGCUAAGCCUUUCUUGUAAGCUAUGUUAAGUGUUUAUGGAUAAUUUUAACAAGUUAUGAUUGUAUUUAAA
Molecule: messenger RNA, 556 nt
Organism: Salvia hispanica
Lineage: Eukaryota; Viridiplantae; Streptophyta; Magnoliopsida; Lamiales; Lamiaceae
Source: RefSeq, a predicted model, not a curated record